Oncorhynchus tshawytscha (Chinook salmon) is the source of this 1248-nucleotide messenger RNA. Its product is annotated as putative protein PTGES3L. Gene Ontology annotation, cellular component: nucleus; cytosol. The transcript has 7 exons. The coding region runs from base 169 to 654 and encodes 161 amino acids. Gene Ontology annotation, biological process: chaperone-mediated protein complex assembly; protein folding. Gene Ontology annotation, molecular function: Hsp90 protein binding; protein-folding chaperone binding. The record is from RefSeq and is a predicted model, not a curated record. Lineage: Eukaryota; Metazoa; Chordata; Actinopteri; Salmoniformes; Salmonidae.
AUAUGUGCCCUUAGCAGCUGAUACCAGCUGAUCUAAAAAUAGUGCAGGUCCUAGUAGAUAGACUGCUAACUAUUCUGAGUAGGCUACUUGCUUUCUCAGUCAACUUCAAAAGAACCAUAAACGUCCAGGGGCAUAUUAUCUCCCUAGAAUCAACAAAGUACCAACAAGAUGGCCAUGUUACCAAAAAACCUUCCCAGACCAGAGGAGUGUCAAGGAGCACAGACUCUAUGGUAUGACAAGAAGAAAUAUGUGGCCAUCAACUUCAUGGUGCAAAACCCCAAGGAUGUUGAGGUUGAUAUUCAGGAUACCUAUAUAGUUUUAAGUUGCAAAGACGUUGAUGACAACAACAUGUACAAUCACAUUUACUUCUACGACAAAGUAAUGAAAUUCGACUCUCAAGUGAAAAUCUAUGAUCGCAGUAUCCACAUCUUGAUCAGGAAGGUUAAAGAAAAUGUAGCAUGGCCUCGCCUUCAGAAAGAUGCCAAUCUCAAGCCAAAUUGGAUGGCUGUAGACUUCGAAAACUGGAGAGACUGGGCGAACGAAGAGGAUGAGGGAAUGGCGGAGUACGAACAAUAUGUGGAAAUGAUUCAGGAUAUAGGGAGCAAGAAAGGAGCGCCACCUGCGAUGGAUGAUCUUGAUGAUCUGAGUGAUUGAACAUUUCUGAAGAGAGCCUUUCUCUGCAUUGGACGUGGUGGACGUGGAUUGAGUCGUCAAAGCCACGUCGAUGGACUUUGUGUAUUUCCUGAUGAUGGUUUGCUAUGAAUGUGAUGUGAAUGAAUGCUGUGUAUUGCUAAAUGUGUUUUCACUGGUGAUGUUUUCUGUGUAAUUUAUCAUGUUUUAUUGAAUGUGUUAUUUAUUAAAUCAACUGAAGCAGGGGCAUCAUGCAACCCAAAAAUCUGAGGGGGUACAAAGACAAAGAACAGGAUGGCUGGGGGGUGGUGGCCAUAUGUUGGAGAAAGGAAUGAGAGUCUUAUUCAGUACAUUUACAGUUAUUGUUUAUUUUUAUAGUCUACCAACUUUUCCUGCAGGCAUGUCUAUAGGCAUGCAGAUAGUUAGACAAGCUAGCUACUUGAUUGAUAGCCUGAAAUGGCCUCUUGGUAGUUAAUUGGGAGAUUGGGAACCUAUCUGGGCUAGCUAAAGCCAACUCUAUAAUAUUGCUUAGUGAUUACCUUUUACUGCAAUGGGCUAAAUCAGGGUCACACAGAGUAUUUCUGGGUAAUCUACUUUGAAAUAAAAGUAUACACCUCA